AUGACUCCCCCGAACGGUAAUGGCUCGGGCUCCCAUCGGAGAUCCUCAACGAGGACGUCCGGUCGGCUGUCCAUAAGCGCCCGAAGCGACGAUGAUUACGAUCUGGACGCCCAUGCCGUCUCCGAUGGCUUCCGGCCAGCACAGGCUGGCUUCAGGCCGACCGCUUCACAGCCAUAUCCCACAAUACCACAGCCGCCGCCCCCCGUGGCCACAAAGGGCAAUCAUGAGCCGGAACGCCCGUCGAGCACAUCAAAGCCUCCACGCGCCCACGACUCGCUGACGCUACGGAACGAUGGCUCAAGCUCUGCUCGUCAUUCGAACGGCAGACCGGUCUUGCCCAGCCUGGCGACUGGCACGCCGCUCAUGCAUGUAGAGACUCCGUACGAAGGACCAACUGGGCCGUCGCACCCGUACGAGAUGUAUCCGCAGAGGACAUUCAGCAACGCAUCGACGGCUACGGCCCCCCGCGUCGAUCGGCAGUCAUACCACGGACCCCGUGGCCCGACGCACCCUUACGCCCUCUACACUCAGAAUACCACGACAAACGAAGAGCCUGAGGAGCAGACACCCCCAAACCACAUCCCGGUCGGCUUUACGGGCAUGGGUGCCAGCUACCGCCGGCAAAUUGGGCCUGACGGUGAAGAGGCUGGUGAUCUGAUUGGGCCUCUGGGCCAUUUGGAGGAACUGCCGCCCUACACGAGAUAUGCGGAAGAUUCUUUUGCCAGAAAGUCUCCCGAGCCCGUCGCCAAUCUGUCCCCGUCUCCCGUACAGCCUAUUCCCGGCGCUGGCGGAAUUGGAAUCGCAACUCGCGACCCCGAGUUCUCCUCAACGGAGGAUGACCUCGGAAUGCCCUCACGUCCCGUAUCACGGAGCGAGAGUCACCACGAAGUCAACACAGCAGCGCGUGAGUACUCGGAAAAGAAGACCAUGACCAAGUGGCAGCGGAGAGCGAGGAGAAAGCUCUGGGGCAUCGUGCCGUACUGGUCUAUUUUCCUGCUGCUGGUGAGCAUCGUCAUCAUGGGCAUCGUCAUGGGCGCUGUUAUCGGGACUGUUCUCGUUGGCCAUAACCGUGACAAUGGCUCGCCAGGGGACGAGCAACCCGACAUGGAGCCAACCGGCACUCCCUCCGACGUCAGGCCGCUUACCGCGCUACCCACCGGCCUACCGCCCCUGGCCACAGGAUACUUCUCCCUUCCACCACUCGACACCAGCCAGGCGCCCAAGUCGUGUUUCGUUGAACCGACGCAGGCACAGGCAUGGAGUUGCGACAUGCCGUUCCGAUUCUACUCUAUGGACAUCCGACAAGAUCCAAAGGCUCCACAGACUUGCAACUAUGAGCUUACUCUGACUGCCUUUAAGCCAUCGACGGCGAAGUUCAUAUGGGGGACACAGCCCCCGGACGUCCCGGAUCCUCAAUCUCUCCAGCUUGUCGAGGACAACUUCGAGAGGGGCCGCGGUCCAGCGUGGUGGCUCAGCCUCACCUACAACAAGACAGUCAUCGUCUCGGAAGAGGCCUUCCCCGGUCAGAAGAGCAAACGAAAUUGGCAUUAUUUUGACACGCCCAUGGCAGGCAUCGACCCGACCAGGUUUAAGAAGAAGAAUGUCGGUGCCAAGGAGGGCGACAAGCCGUGGAUCUGCACGUGGCCAAACACGUCGCUCGAGAUAUUUGUCUACCCGUCUCAAAACGCCAGCUCCUCCACAAAAGGGAAACCGUCGGCGACCACGACAGCCUCCAUCGACAAUGCUACCCCGACCGGAGAUGCGGCUCCUGAUCACAUUCCCGCCUACCCCAAGGUCGUCAAAUUUCUGGAACGUCGAUACAAGCAACCAAACUCGACGGCUGUCUGUAGACAGGUUCAAGUCACCGACAAUGGCCAUGGAGUGCAGCCACUUUUCGGCUCCGAUGGCAAACCGAUAGAAGUGACUAUCGCGGAGCGCCGCAGAGGUCUGGAUGAAACGCUCAUGGAGCACGACCGUUACGGCCAGCGAGACAAGCGUUUCCCCACGAGCUUCUUGUCAAGGGAGGCUCUGGAGCUCACCGACUGCGGCUGCCUGUGGUGGUCUACCUGA
Molecule: messenger RNA, 2070 nt
Organism: Purpureocillium lilacinum
Lineage: Eukaryota; Fungi; Ascomycota; Sordariomycetes; Hypocreales; Ophiocordycipitaceae
Source: RefSeq, a predicted model, not a curated record